AUGGGUGGAUAUAUGUACGGUGUCAGCGUCGGCAGUGUGCUCGGCGUGGCGGUCGAAGAGUAUAGCGACGCUGAGAGUGCGGGACUCCGCCUAGUAGCCGGCCACGUCGGCAAGUCCAUUAGGGUACUGGUUGUGGAAAAAUGGUUCCAGAAAGUCUACGGGGGCUUGUGCUUCCUAUAA
This is a messenger RNA of Pyricularia oryzae 70-15, 180 nucleotides long. RefSeq lists its product as uncharacterized. The record is from RefSeq and is a predicted model, not a curated record. The coding region runs from base 1 to 180 and encodes 59 amino acids. The transcript is spliced from 2 exons. NCBI's taxonomy places the organism in Eukaryota, Fungi, Ascomycota, Sordariomycetes, Magnaporthales, Pyriculariaceae.